AUUACGACACUGAAAUCAAUUUGUAUUUAAUUGUUUCAUUAAGAUUAUAAAUGUGAUGUGCUAGCUAUUUGGUCCCGCCCUCUCCGCCCGUGGAGCCUUCCAGAAGUAGCCGGCAGAUCCGUGCGGCUCGUAACUCGGCCACACUCCAGUAUCCAUCUAUAAAAGUCGUUAUUUUGUCAGCGAUAAGGACGUUUGGGAGCCCAAUUCCUUCGUCAACAUGUCAACGCUGGGCACACUUGCCUUCGACGAAUAUGGAAGGCCUUUCAUCAUCAUUAAAGACCAGGAUAAGAAGACACGGCUAACUGGCAUUGAUGCACUGAAGUCCCAUAUUAUGGCAGCCAAGGCAGUUGCUUCAACCCUUAGGACUUCUUUGGGACCUAACGGCCUGGACAAGAUGAUGGUUGACAAAGAUGGAGAAGUGACUGUCACCAAUGACGGAGCCACCAUUCUCAGCAUGAUGGACGUGGACCAUCAGAUUGCUAAACUCAUGGUGGAGCUGUCCAAGUCACAAGAUGACGAGAUUGGCGAUGGAACCACUGGAGUUGUUGUGCUGGCAGGGGCCCUGCUUGAGCAGGCAGAGCAGCUCCUAGACCGGGGAAUCCACCCCAUCAGGAUCUCUGAUGGCUACGACCUAGCCGCCCGCAUCGCCAUCGAGCAGCUCGACAAAAUCGGCGAAACGUUCCCCUGCGACCCCAACAACACGGAACCGCUCAUUCAGACCGCCAUGACAACACUGGGCUCUAAAGUCAUCAACCGGUGCCACAGGCAGAUGGCCGAGAUCGCGGUGAACGCCAUCCUCACCGUGGCCGACAUGGAGAGGAAGGAUGUGGACUUUGAGCUCAUCAAGAUGGAGGGCAAGGUGGGAGGCAAACUGGAGGACACGCAGCUCAUCAAGGGCGUCAUCGUCGACAAAGAGUUCAGUCACCCGCAGAUGCCAAAGGUUCUGAAAGAUGUUAAAAUCGCAAUCCUCACCUGUCCGUUCGAGCCCCCGAAGCCCAAGACCAAGCACAAGUUGGACGUCACGUCUGUUGAGGACUACAAAGCUCUCCAGAAAUAUGAAAAGGAGAAGUUUCAGGAGAUGAUCCAACAGGUCAAAAGCAACGGCGCCAACUUGGCUAUCUGCCAGUGGGGCUUUGACGAUGAAGCCAACCACCUUCUGCUGCAGAACAAGUUACCCGCUGUCCGCUGGGUCGGAGGGCCUGAGAUUGAGUUGAUCGCCAUAGCCACAGGGGGGCGCAUUGUGCCCAGGUUCUGUGAGCUGACUCCAGAGAAGCUGGGCACUGCCGGCUUGGUGAAGGAGAUCUCCUUCGGCACCACAAAGGACCACAUGCUGGUCAUCCAGGACUGCAAGAACACCAGGGCUGUGACCAUCUUCAUCCGUGGAGGCAACAAGAUGAUCAUCGAUGAGGCCAAGCGUGCGCUCCAUGAUGCUCUUUGCGUCAUUCGCAACCUGGUCAGGGACAACCGUGUAGUUUAUGGAGGAGGAGCUUCUGAGAUUUCUUGCGCUUUGGCUGUCAAUCAGGCGGCAGAUAAGUGCCCUUCGUUGGAGCAGUAUGCAAUGAGAGCCUUUGCAGAUGCCUUGGAGGUCAUCCCAAUGGCGCUGGCCGAGAACAGCGGCCUCAACCCCAUCCAGACCAUGACCGAGGUCCGAGCCAGACAAGUCCGAGACAACAACCCCUACCUGGGCAUCGACUGUCUUCACAACAACACCAACGACAUGAAGCAGCAACACGUGGUGGAGACCCUCAUCGGCAAAAAGCAGCAGAUCCUGCUGGCCACCCAAGUCGUCAAGAUGAUCCUCAAGAUCGACGACAUCCGAAGCCCGGGAGAGUGCGAGGACUAAAAAAAAAAAAAAAAAAUCCCACACCAUCCCGGUCCCUCAACACCUGCAGACUCGGCGGCGCUCUAGAACACGGUAACACGUUUGAGCUGCUGAUUGUAGGCACUUCCUGGGCACUAAAAACCGCACUGCUUACCGCUAUUUAUCGUUUGAUACCCAAACCUGCCAUUAAAAUGUUGGUCUGUGGAAAUA
Doryrhamphus excisus (bluestripe pipefish) is the source of this 2032-nucleotide messenger RNA. It is a transcript of the gene cct5, whose product is annotated as chaperonin containing TCP1, subunit 5 (epsilon). Lineage: Eukaryota; Metazoa; Chordata; Actinopteri; Syngnathiformes; Syngnathidae. The record is from RefSeq and is a predicted model, not a curated record. Gene Ontology annotation, molecular function: ATP hydrolysis activity; ATP binding; ATP-dependent protein folding chaperone. Gene Ontology annotation, biological process: protein folding.